Molecule: messenger RNA, 843 nt
Organism: Talaromyces stipitatus ATCC 10500
Lineage: Eukaryota; Fungi; Ascomycota; Eurotiomycetes; Eurotiales; Trichocomaceae
Product: TFIID and and SAGA complex TAF10 subunit, putative
Exons: 2
Coding region: 1-843 (280 amino acids)
Biological process (GO): transcription initiation at RNA polymerase II promoter
Cellular component (GO): transcription factor TFIID complex; SAGA complex; nucleus
Molecular function (GO): promoter-specific chromatin binding; RNA polymerase II general transcription initiation factor activity
Source: RefSeq, a predicted model, not a curated record
AUGGCCGACUCAUCAACCAACACCUCGCAGUCAGCGGCUGGCUCACAACUUCCUCCAUCCAGUACACAACCAACCACACAGUCAACAGAAGCACUUCCUUCAUCAUCAGAGACAGUGACAGCCUCAACUCAACAGGGGGCAGGUGACGCAACAACGGGCAACCGUGACAUUGACCUUGGAGGUGGCGAUCCGCUCGAUAAUGAUAUUGACAACGAUAUUGAUAUGAACAAUACUGACGAUAUGCCUACUACCACCGUCAACGGUACAAACGAUGCAGCUGCGUCUGCUGCGAAUGCACUUGCCAGUGCUGCUGCUGCGCCGCCUAUUAAGAAGGAGAGUAGUUUAAGAGAAUUUUUGGGGAAGAUGGAUGAAUAUGCGCCUAUUAUCCCAGACGCCGUUACAGCUCACUACCUAACAGUCGCCGGCCUCCCACCACCAGGCAACGGCCCAAAUCAAACACCACCACAUCUCGCACGCCUUCUAGCCCUCGCAACGCAGAAAUUUGUCGCCGAUAUCGCUGCCGAUGCAUAUCAAUACUCGCGCAUUCGUGCCUCGAACAGUUCAACCGCCAACAAUCCCAUGGGUGGUCUGAAUGCAGCUGCGGGUCUGAAUGCGCCUAAUGCAGCUGGCGGCGCUGGCGGUGCCGGUGCAGCGGGCGCAGGUGGUGACGCAGGGAAGAAGAGUGCUGCGGCGAACACGCAUCUUGGUAUUCAGAGACCUGGUUUUGGUGGGGGUGGGCAAGGUGGCUCGGGACAGGGACGGACUGUGCUUACUAUGGAGGAUUUGGGGAUGGCUGUUUCUGAAUAUGGGGUUAGUAUUAAGAGGGGGGAGUUUUAUCGGUAG